Lathyrus oleraceus (garden pea) is the source of this 678-nucleotide messenger RNA. RefSeq lists its product as uncharacterized. Lineage: Eukaryota; Viridiplantae; Streptophyta; Magnoliopsida; Fabales; Fabaceae. Gene Ontology annotation, molecular function: RNA-DNA hybrid ribonuclease activity; nucleic acid binding. The record is from RefSeq and is a predicted model, not a curated record. The transcript has a single exon. The coding region runs from base 1 to 678 and encodes 225 amino acids.
AUGUUGGUGAAAGAUUGUGAAACUCCAAGCCCAGAUGAAGGUCCCGAGCCAGGUUCCUGUUGGAAGACGAUGUUUGAUGGUUCCUCCAAUUGCAUGGGGCAUGGUGUGGAAGUUGUGUUGAUGAAUCCCAAUGGUGGGUAUACUCCUUUCACAUCAAGAUUGUGUUUUGAAUGUACCAACAAUAUUGCAGAGUAUGAAUCAUGUAUCUUAGGUAUUGAAGCUGCAAUUGACACCCGAAUCAAGAUCCUUAAAGUAUAUGGAGACUUAGCCUUGGUUAUCUACCAAGUCAAAGGAGAAUGGGAAACUCGUGAUGAGAAGUUAAUCCCAUAUCGUGCCCACAUUAUGGAAUUGAUAAAGUACUUUGAUGAAAUCACCUUCCAUCAUGUUCCGAGAGCAGAAAAUCAGAUAGCAGAUGCUUUGGCUAUGUUAGCCUUUAUGUUCCAAGUCAGAUUUCUCAAUGAGGCACCACUCAUCAAAAUUGAGAGGAAAACUGCACCAGCCUAUUGCCUAUUGGUUGAAGAAGAAAUUGACGAGAAACCGUGGUUCUAUGAUAUCAUGAACUACUUACAAAAUCAAGAAUACCCAGUAAAUGCAACAACCCUAGAUAAGAAGACUUUAAGGAGGUUGGCAUCCAAAUUCUUCCUUAGCAACGAGGUGCUAUAUAAAAAGAAACUAUAA